This is a messenger RNA of Pseudoliparis swirei, 1736 nucleotides long. It is a transcript of the gene gnl3l, whose product is annotated as guanine nucleotide binding protein-like 3 (nucleolar)-like. Gene Ontology annotation, molecular function: GTP binding. Bases 46 to 1701 code for a protein of 551 amino acids. The record is from RefSeq and is a predicted model, not a curated record. The transcript has 15 exons. Lineage: Eukaryota; Metazoa; Chordata; Actinopteri; Perciformes; Liparidae. Gene Ontology annotation, cellular component: nucleolus.
CACACACGUGAACUAAGAGAAGAAGAAGGAGGCGUCGGUAAAGCCAUGUCCAAAACUAAAAAAAACCGAGCCAAACGUCUCGGCUUCCUCGAAAAGUUUAAGUCUAAAGAUGGACAAAAAAAUGACAAGGCUUCGGGGCGGUCAUCUGCGCAGCAGACCCGAAAACCAGAAGAAAUCCGGACUCAAAGGCUUCAGGAACUCCAGGACAGACAGAAAAUCUCCAGAGAACAAGAUCUGAUGAAGAGGAGGAAUUUGCACAGCUUUCAGAAUGACAUCCUACAGCGACAAAGAGCGUUCGACCAGAAGGAGAUAGACAUGCAGAGUUUGGAGAAGAAUGUUAAUUUCGAAAAUGAGAAUUCAAGAAAGGCAUAUUACAGAGAGUUUAAGAAGGUAGUGGAUGCCUCUGAUGUUAUUUUGGAGGUUUUGGAUGCACGUGACCCUCUUGGCUGCAGAUGUCCUCAGGUGGAGCAGGCAGUCAUUCAAAGUGGAAUGAACAAGAAGAUAGUUUUAGUGCUUAACAAAAUUGAUUUGGUGUCAAAGGAAAUCGUGGAAAAGUGGAUUAAAUAUCUCCGUAAUGAGUUCCCCACAGUAGCUUUCAAAGCAUCUACUCAGCAACAGAACAAGAACUUGAAACGCAGCAACGUACCAGUGACGCAAGCUACCGCGGAGCUCCUCAGUACCAGCGCGUGUAUCGGUGCUGAUUGCUUGAUGAAGCUACUCGCCAACUACUGCCGCAACCUAGACAUAAAGACGGCGAUCACCGUCGGUGUUGUAGGAUUUCCUAACGUGGGAAAGAGUAGUUUGAUCAACAGUUUGAAACGAGCCCGAGCGUGUAACGUCGGAGCCACUCCCGGGGUCACCAAGUGCCUUCAACAGGUGCAUUUGGACAAACACAUCAAGCUUUUAGAUUGCCCCGGCAUCGUCAUGGCGACUUCAACGACCGAUGCGGCGAUGAUUCUUCGCAACUGCGUGAAAAUCGAACAUCUCGUAGAUCCUCUGCCGCCCGUUGAAGCCAUCCUCCGACGCUGCAACAAGGCGCAGAUCAUGGAGCACUACGGGGUGUCAGACUUUCACACCGGUCUGGAGUUCUUGGCAAUGCUUGCUCGACGUCAAGGCAAACUGAGGAAGGGAGGAUUGCCCGACUCGGACAAAGCUGCAAAGAGUGUGCUAAUGGAUUGGACAUGUGGAAGGAUCAGCUACUUCACACACCCUCCAGAGACACACACCCUUCCCACACACGUCAGCGCUGAGAUUGUCACAGAGAUGGGUAAAGCUUUUGACUGGGAUGAGCUGGAAAAGGGAAACCAGAAGGUUCUUGCAGAGUCAUCGUGUCCUGAUAUCCAAAUGGGAUUUUGCAUGGAAACCACUGGAAUGACCGAAGGCGGCCCGGUUGAAGCAGCGUCUGACUUCUUGGAAGAGCCGGAAUUUAAGGACGAAACUGAAUCUAUGGAGGGUGGAAAGGACCUAGAGUUUGGACCAAUGACGGUGGAGAUAAAAUCGAAGAGGUCAAGGACUGACGUGCCUGUACCAAGGGCUCCAGAUUUGAAGGCUAUCUUUGAUGUAGAUCCUCUACAGCAGGGUCAGGCACUCCGUGCUGCCGGCAAGAAGAGGAAAAAGAAGCAGAAAAGAGCUGACAAAAUUGCCACCAAACUCUCAGACUCCUUGACGGCUGCAAUGGACUUCUCAUUUUCAGAUGGCUGAUUUUUUUUAAAUAAAACUUUAAAUGUAAAACAUUA